Aspergillus welwitschiae is the source of this 615-nucleotide messenger RNA. RefSeq names its product acylphosphatase. The transcript has 5 exons. Gene Ontology annotation, molecular function: acylphosphatase activity. The record is from RefSeq and is a predicted model, not a curated record. Lineage: Eukaryota; Fungi; Ascomycota; Eurotiomycetes; Eurotiales; Aspergillaceae. Bases 64 to 405 code for a protein of 113 amino acids.
ACCAGGUUCAAUAGAACAUAACCACACUCUAUCAGAGACAAAAACAUCAGUAAUAUCUUUCUCAUGCUUUGGAGGAGGACAUAUACAUCUAUGAAGAUGGCAUCGCAACGUAUCGCAUUCAAAGUAUCUGGCACGGUCCAAGGGGUGGGAUUCCGGGACUUUACUCAGAAGAGAGCCACCCAAUAUGAUGUAAAAGGCUGGGUGAAGAACACACAUUGUGGAAGGGUAGAAGGAGAAGCCCAAGGGACCGAGGAUUCUCUACAAAAGUUCCUCAAAGACAUCAACAACGGGCCUCGCCAUGCACAUGUCGUCAAGCUAGAGAAGAAGGAAAUUGCACCAAAGGAUGGCGAGGUAGAAUUCGGGUUCAUGAAGACUUCGGAGUCAGGGUAUGAGGCUAUGCAGUGAUAUCUCUCUGUAUACAGACUUUUGCUUCUGCAGUCUGCGGUCUUUAAACAGUUUCUUGUUCUUAUGUCACAAAUCACAACUAGCAAAUAGCGAUGUGUUGAUCCUCGCCCCUCCGACAAACCUCGUAUUGAGAAAUCACCCGAAAGCCAAGCCAGGCUCUUCAUGAUCAAUGACAGCAUGAAACGGAAAAUACAGGAGAAACAACAAACA